GGGAGGAUCGGAGCUGCGCUUCUCUGCGCCAGACCUCUACCUUUUCUGGAAGCAGAGUUAGCCACAGUUGCUAUGGAGAAGAUCAGAGAGCAAUUUUCCAGUCUCCAAAUAGCAAGACGGUACAUGCUAACGGAAGACCCAACUUACUUAUUGGACAUAGACGUUUCAAGAGGAGGAGGAGGAAGCCAUUUAGUGGCUGUCUCCCAGUCCAACAAAUCAAUUGGUGUUUACGACAGAGAGACGUUGAAUUUGCUACGGGAGUACAGUAGCCAUCCCGGAUUGCUCAGCGGUGUCAGGUUUGCGCACGAGCAAGAAGGCAUGCUGUUUUCAGCCUGCAGUGACGGAACGGUGAAAUGUUGGGAUACACGUUUAGCUUCGUCAGAGGCAGCCCAGCUGUUUUGUGGCUAUCCUUCCAACGUCUUCAUUAGUUUCGAUGUCAACUGCAACGAUCUCAUUGUUUGUGCUGGGACAGAGAAGGUGGAAGAAGAUGUGUUCAUGGCCUUCUGGGAUGCCCGAAGUGGCACAAACAGUGUGCCUUCCAGCAAAAGCCCUCUGGGCGUGUAUUCAGAAUCUCACAACGACGAUAUCACGAAAAUCUCUUUUCAUCCCAGCAAACCGAACUUGGUAGUUUCGGGGUCAACUGAUGGGCUGGUGAACGUCUUUGACAUUGACCAGGACAGCGAAGAUGAUGCUUUGAUGUCGACUUGUAAUUCAGGCUCGUCAGUCAGUUUUGUUGGAUGGUCUGGAAAAGGUUUUCUGCAGGUCUACUGCAUGACACACGAUGAAGGAUUUUCUUGGUGGGAUCUUGCCCAGCUGGAUACCGAGGAGCCAAUCACACUGUUGCAAAUCCCAGACGCUAGAGAAGUGGUCAGUCUAGGAGAGGCUAAGCUGAGCUACUUGAUUGGUGGCCUCUAUCAUGAGAAGUCGGACCACCUUUUCAUUGUUGGAGGGGAAUCAACAGGAAGCCUCCAUCUCCUGGGCUGUGGUAUUGAUGGUCUGAGUCCAGUGGCAACCCUUCAAAGAGGACACUCGGCAACAGUCCGCUCUUUUUACUGGGACAUGGCAGAUGAGUCUCUGUUGACAGGGGGAGAGGAUGCUCAGCUGUUGCUAUGGAAACUUGGAGCAGUGGAGAAGAAGGCCUUUGGAAAGAAGGCCUCAAUGAAAACGGCUUCCUCUGUUCGCCGGCGAGUGAAAGUUCGCCAAAUCCCUUUCAACAGCAAGAAGAAACGAACGUUUUGAAGCUGUGGAGAAGUCCACUUGUGAUUCAUUUUAAGUGUUAAGACUUUAAAGACGUGCUGAGUUAUUCGCUGAUGUGGUUGCCAAAUGUAACUUUUGUACACACACCCCACAGAUCCUGAGCACGUUUACUCAGAAACAUCCCAUUGGCGGCAGUGGAGCCUUAUCUUCCUUCCUUUAUCAUGUACUUACGAUUGGAGCCUCAAGAAGAGAAAAUAUGCCAAAGAAAUUUUUCUAAAGAACUGUUUUUCUGCCGACAUGUUACCUUUCCCUCCAUAUUUCUUAUGGCAUGUUAUCUUUCCAUCCAUGUUUCCGCAGGCUCAAAAUUUUAUUUUGCCACUUAAGUUUUU
Molecule: messenger RNA, 1586 nt
Organism: Eublepharis macularius
Lineage: Eukaryota; Metazoa; Chordata; Lepidosauria; Squamata; Eublepharidae
Gene: WDR89
Product: WD repeat domain 89
Exons: 2
Coding region: 73-1239 (388 amino acids)
Molecular function (GO): protein binding
Source: RefSeq, a predicted model, not a curated record